Messenger RNA from Naegleria lovaniensis, 2082 nucleotides. RefSeq lists its product as uncharacterized. The transcript is spliced from 3 exons. The coding region runs from base 1 to 2082 and encodes 693 amino acids. NCBI's taxonomy places the organism in Eukaryota, Heterolobosea, Eutetramitea, Acrasida, Naegleriidae. The record is from RefSeq and is a predicted model, not a curated record.
AUGAACUCGACCAUCAACAACAACAACAAUUCGACCACAUCAUCGUUGAAUGACACUCUCGUUUGUCAUCCCAUUCUUCUAGCAAAUGGCAAUAAGAGUGAAGUUGGUCUCUGUGAUGAUGAAGUUUCAGCCAUUGUCAUUGCUGCCAUUGUUCUCGCUGCUCAUAUUCUUCUAUUACUCAUUUCACUCUCUGGGUUUAUCUAUAAAUUAAUUCAAUUAAAGAAAUUGUCCACUACCAAUCAUUCAAACCAACGACUUGAAAAGGUGAACUUCUUGACGGUGGCUAGGAAUCCAGCUCUCAUGAUUCUAGGAGCGUUAGCUGGGUUUAUUUACAAUGUAGUGAUUUCAGGACGAAUACUAAUUGGUCGAAAAAUUUAUCCAUGUUUCAUAUUUUCCUUAAUUUAUUAUUUAUGUGUUCCUACGUUGGCAAGUACAAUAAUUUUGAGAUUUAUUCGAUUGAUUGUGCUGUCGUGGUUGAAUAAUGUGAAAGUGAGAAUUGCAAAAAGAGAAAUGAUUCUGCCAAAUGUCAUUUUCAAAAAUAAGGACAUUCCAAUGAUUGAGGUGACAUCGUCGUCGAAUGAGGCUACUCAACCAAGCGAUGGCCAAUCUACUUCCGAAAAUAACAAGGGGAUGAACGUUAGUGCUUCUUAUCAGUCCAUUGCUUCUCAUUCUGAAGUUAGUUUAUCUUCAGCAUCUACCAGUGCUCUCGUUCCGCCUGUAAAAGAAAAUUUGACAACUGACAGCAAUACACAAAACCAAGCAACCACUAUUGCAAUACAUCAUGAACAUGACGAUGAAGAAGAAAUCAUACUCAAGAAAGACACCUUUUUAGAAAGCUUUGAAAAAGGAAGACUGUUAGAAUUGCUGAAAUUUUUAGUGAGCUCCAAAUUUAUUUAUCUUGUUUAUGGAGUUGUUUGUUUUAUUCACAUUUCAAUUUAUUUAAUUAUUGGAGGUGUGGAUUAUUACAACUUUACAAACGGAAUCAAAAAUUCCAAUAAGAGACAAGCAUUUGUGAUUGAUACAUUUUUAUUUUCCCCAUCUGGAUGUGGAACUGGUUCUUACAACACCACUCUCUUUAUCACCUAUUUGGGAGUUUACGCUGCUAUUGGAGUUGUUUUUGCAAUUAUUGCUCUCUUUAUGAAAAAAGAUAUUUGGUUUGUGAAAAUGGAAAUUAUUUUCACAAUGGUCAAUUGGAUUUUCUUUGCUUUACUGUAUGGAAUUCCUUCUCUCUUUACUCAGGUGACAACAUUAGUGGAUUACUAUGUUCCAGUUGCGAAUACUAUUGAAAUUGCAUGCAUGGUUGAUACGUUCAUUUCGAUCACUCUUCCAGUUUUUGUGUAUCAAAAAAUUGAUAAGAAAAAGAAUGAAUCAUCUUCCAAUCUUCCCAUGGAACCAUCAGCCUCAAAUUCACAACAACCUGCUGACCAUUCCAAUCACAUUCGAAAAAUUUUGACUAACGAAAAAUGGAAUUCUCUCUUUUUACAAUUCUCUGAAAAGUGUUUUGCUUCCGAAGACAUUUUAAUGUGGCACGCUGUGGAACAAUACAAGAAAGUUACCUCAGACAAGUUAAGAAUUGAACUCUUUCUGAAAAUUUGCGACACAUAUUUACGAAUUGGAGCACCACUCGAAUUGAAUAUUCCAAGAAAGGAAUUUGGAAUUCCAGAAAUUAUGGAAUUGUACAUGUCGUUGAGAAGUAGUCGACAAUUAUCGGCUCGAUCUCCUUCCAAUCGUUCACCAGCACGUUCUCCCAUGAAGGAUUUGACUCCUUCGGUGCCUCCCUCAAACACAAUUUCGAACCUUACUCCCAAAAUUGGUAAUUUGUCAAAUGCCAUGGCAACUACCAAUAGUGGCAUUCAACCAGUGAAUCCAGUCUCCAUGAACGCCUUCACUAGUGGAGAACAUCAUGCAACAACAACAAAUGCCAUACUUUCACCCUCAGUCUCAACACCUGCCUUUUCCAUUUCGAGUGAAAUUUUCAAUCGAGUUCAAAUAUGUUGUGAACACAACAUGCUUGAUAAUUUCACUCGUUUCGAAUUAGUAUACGAUUUGAAGAAUUCCGUUGAAUUGGGAUUCAAGAAGUGA